Messenger RNA from Odontomachus brunneus, 4756 nucleotides. RefSeq names its product osmotic avoidance abnormal protein 3-like. Gene Ontology annotation, biological process: microtubule-based movement. Lineage: Eukaryota; Metazoa; Arthropoda; Insecta; Hymenoptera; Formicidae. Gene Ontology annotation, molecular function: microtubule binding; ATP binding; microtubule motor activity. The record is from RefSeq and is a predicted model, not a curated record. The coding region runs from base 239 to 2713 and encodes 824 amino acids. The transcript has 9 exons.
UGACGUACGCGUUUCUCGUCGUCUUGAGUUUCUCGAUUCCCGCCAAAAAUUCGCGCGGUAGCCCGCGGUCAUGUUCUCCUGGAUGUAAGAAUUGCGCCUGCGAGGACGCGCGCCGCUUCAUCGCCGGUGUAAGUGCAAGGCUAAUCACGAAGUGCGAACGUCGACGUCGGCGUCGAGACGUCGACUAGUCGGUCGCGGGGCGAGAAAAGUCACGUAGCACGAAGAACACGCGCCCCAGAUGUCCGAGUCGGUAAAAGUAGCGGUAAGAUGUCGGCCUAUGUCCAACAAGGAGCUGCAGCAAGGAUGCCGAAAUGUGGUAACGAUCGAUCCGCUCACGAAAUCCUGCACGUUGGAAAAUUCCGCUGCCACCGGAAGCGGGAAGAUCUACCAAUUCGAUGCCGCCUUCGGCACGUCCGCCACCACGGAAUCGGUGUACGAGAACGUCGGCUCGGUGAUCGUCGAGGCUGUUUUGGAGGGUUACAAUGGCACCGUGUUCGCUUACGGACAGACCGGCUGCGGGAAAUCCUUCACGAUGCGAAGUUUCAUCGAGCGGGCCUUGGAACAUCUGUUCGAAGCGACUUCGACCGCCAGCUCCGAGACGAGGUACUUAGCGUUGCUGAGCUACCUCGAGAUCUACAACGAGCGGCUGCGCGACUUGCUGCAAGACGAUACUGGUGAGAGUCUGACACUGAAGGAGGACCCGACGCGUGGUACCUACGUCGCUGGUGGCUUACGCGAGGUCACGGUGAAGGAUGCUGCCGAGUGCACCGUGCUGGUGCAGCAAGGCGACCAGAGGAGAGCCGCGGCCGCGACAAAGAUGAACGCGGCGAGUUCGCGUAGCCAUGCAGUGCUGACGUUGUCGCUGGAGGCGAUCGCCAUCAAUGACGAUGACAAACACGGCAACGCCAUCAGGAGAGGCCGGCUGCACUUGGUCGAUCUCGCCGGCUCCGAAAGACAGACCAGAACCGGCGCAACCGGCGAUCGCUUGAAGGAAGCUGCCAGCAUCAAUCUCAGCUUGUCCGCGCUGGGAAAUGUCAUCAGCGCCUUGGCUGCCGGUAACGGACGCCAUGUUCCAUACAGGGACAGCAAGCUGACGAGGUUGCUGCGUGACAGUUUGGGCGGCAACGCACGUACGCUGAUGAUCGCGUGCGUAAGUCCAAGCGAUGUCGACGCUGAAGAGACGUUAAGCACACUGCGCUACGCGGCCCGUGCGCGUUGCAUCAAGAACAAGCCGGUGGUGAACGAGGAUCCAAAGGAUGCGCUGUUGAGGCAGUACCAAGUGGAACUUCAGCGUCUGCGAGAGAUGCUGCACUCGAGCGAUCAAUCGACCAUGGGAUCGGACUCUCAACGGGAAGCAGACGAGGAGGCAGACAGUUUAAGGGAGAAGCAAUACCUCGAAGAAGUGGAGAAGCUGAGGAAAGAAUGCGAGAACUCGAACUUGUCAGCCCAAAAGCUGAAGGAAGAGCUGGAAGCGCUCAAGUCCCGUCACGAGUCGGAAUUAAAUGAUGUCGCGAAGAUCAAUGCCACGCCGGAGAACCAAGUCCUGGACGAGUUGGACAAGGAGCGAGCGGAGAGGCGCAGGAAGAAAAGGGAGGCAGCGAUGCAAGAUGUUCUGAAGAAGCUAGAGAAACUGACGAUCGGCGGCGAGGAGAUCGGCAACACGGAGCUGAAGAAGCGCAGGGAGAGGAGGAGGAAGAGGCUGGAGGCUCUCGUAGGAGCCCUCGAGGACAACGACGCCAACGGUAGUGUCUUCCAGGUCUACGGUCAAUUAAGGUCGACAGAGGACGCGUUGAAGAGGAUGACCAAGAAGGUGAAACAGCUGGAGGCGGAAGCGGCGGACCUCCAGGCGUCAUGGGACGCCGAGCGUCGGGACCUGCUACGCAGAGAACUACUCACGUCGCAGCUGUGCGACCUGAUGGUGCCGCAGCUCCGUCCGGGUUGUCCCUUUCGUGAUAUCGUUGCGGUGAGAGCGGCGGCGACGUGGUGCGACGAGCUCGGCCGGUGGCGUCUACCAGACGUAUCGCCGCAUAUCCCCCUGCCCCCGGCCCCCGUGUCGACGCAGAGGGACGUUCUCCACCCCGCGGGGAUCUCGCCGGCCAAGGCGGAUCUCAACAACAACAGCAACGGCAGCAACGACGAUGACGAGAUCGCUGAGGAGAACAACGACGUCGAGGAUACCAAUAGGAGCGGCGAAAGGAAGAAAUUCGAUAUCGCGGACAUUUACUUCCGUAGAAGGAGGGUGGACACCCUCCUGGCGCACGCCAGGGAGGUGAAGAACAGAAAAUUCGAGCUAGGCAGCCGGUUGAGCAGGUCCGGCGGUUCCGAGGAUGCGGCGCCCAUCGCGGGCGGCUACUUGCAACUGAACGCCUUGAACCUGCAAAGCAGCGCACCGGUACUCGGCGAAAUUGGUAGCGGUAGUUAUAGUCCGAGCCAGCGACGAUCUGCGAUACGGGGCGGUUGGGUCGACGAACACCUGCCUAACCGGACCUACAACUCCUUCGUUGGUACCGUAAAGAAACAUCCGCCUCGCAUUCUGGAAGCUUUGCCCUCGUAUCCGCAAGGCAACGCACCCUUGAAGUCCUCCGUCGACGAGACAUCCUUAAAGGGAGUAUCCGAGCGAGGUCUACCAUCGAGAUUGAUACCCGAUAACGACGAUUACACCAAUCGUCAUCAUCCGUUCCACAUAGGACACACUUGCUCGCCAACUUACUGACGAGUGAGCCGAUAAUUUCGCCGAAGAUCCGGGACUGUGGCUGUGUUGAAGAUACUAAUAGAGAAGCUGUAUACGAGAUUGGAGAAGUAAGGCGAGAGAUCAGGCAGAGAAAGGUCAAGGCGCUGACGUCCACGGCGGAGCUGUUGCCUCAACAUCAAUUGACCAAAUAUAAAUCAUGAGAAACCGUGUUUUCACUGUUAGUAUGUUUAUGGCGUGAUCUCUUUUCUUUUUAUCUCUAAAUCUCAGCGAUGUGUGUAAAUAUUGCUCACGCGUUUCCAAAAAGCGUCGCUUCUCAUUUACAUUUUAUAUUCCUGCAUCCUAGGAGAAGCCUGCGACGUUUAAGACACUUCUCUAAUCGAGAUUUGAUUUUUGCUAUGAUGUUACGAGAACGAGCAGUGAGAUUUCUGCUCGACAGCGAUAUUUUUGUAUCACUGAUAAUGCGCGUACAAAUUUUACGACGAGGCCUUUUCUCACGUACCUGAUCUGCCUCAUUUAACAGGCCUAAAAGUGAGAGUUCAGAAAAGAAACUGCGAAACAAUUUCAUGCGGAUAUAUAGAACGUGCACAUACUGAGUGGCGUGCGAUGAAGCAACUGGAUCUGACACAUUCGCUGCUCAAAAUAACAGCCUUUAAUAACAGAAAAAGAAAGAAAAUUAAUAAGUAAAACAUUAAUAUUACUUUUAUCUUAUUACAACUUAAGGCGAAUUAUUAUUAAGAUAAUACUGAUAAUAAUAUCGAGACAAAUUAUCGAAUAUAAUACAGUAUUUUUAUCGUUUCUUUUUAUUACUGCCAGAUAAAAAUUAUCAGGCUUCUCAUUCGAAAAGAUUUUAUGAAAAUAUUAAAAACUUGUUAUUUAUUUUUAUUCAACUUUAAGAUUCUUGUAUAUCCUCGUUUAUUCCUUAUUUAUUUAUUUAUUUACACAUGAAAAACACUCAUUAAUAUAUAUUAUAUAUAUAUUAUAUGUAUUAUUCUAUUUAUUUAUUAUUUAUUUAUUAGUUGUGUAUAUUAUUCGAUUUAUAUCUAUUUAUAUUUAUUGAUAUUUAUUUGUUUACAUAUGAAAAUCUAUUAACACGCAUUGAGUGUUCAGAAUUAGUGUAGAGUAUCUAAAAAAUGAUACAAUAGAUUAUAAACUCUUGCUAUAUUAGUAUCUUUUAAAUCUUGUCCAUAUUAAUCUCACGAGAGAUUGUCUCUGCUUGUUCGCGCACGCCACCCGGUACGACGUUCGCUCGACCAUCUCGCCGAAUAGAGUAUCCGAAAUUCAUCGUGCCCAGUCGGAUCGUAAAAACGAGAUAUCGAGAGAAACUACGGGAAGGAAAGCCGUUAAACGUUAAAUGUCGGCGGUUCCGCGAAUCAUUCACGUCGGCCAACUCGACUCGCUGGAUACCACCGUCGAUAUCACGUAGUUACGGCGAUCCAGUCUAUUGUCGGAUGUAGACCGCCAUUGUGUCGGAUCGUCCUUCUCGAUUUCUCCGGUCGAGCGCUUUUUACCCUCGCUGGAAGGCAGUCUGAAGGACCAAAGUCGGCGUGAGCGUUACUCCUAAGCCGCCAUGUACAUUAUGUGUACAUAUCUAUUGUAAAUACAUAUCUCUAUUAUAAAGUGUAGCGUGUUCACGAUUCUCCUUUGAUAUCCACGUUAAGUGCGCGUUUUAAGGGCCAUCUAUAGUGGGAUUGGCAGUAGGCAGUACACCGUAAGCAAUAAACAAAUUGACAAAUCACAGUCGAUUACUAUAAGAAUAAUGAUGACGGUGAUUGAUCAAUUUGUUCACUGUUUACGUCUUACUGUCUGCUGCCGACGUAGUCGUAAGAACGUACUUAUUAGUACGUGGAAUCGUUUUUCUUCGUACACAGACUGGCAUAAUAGCCUGAGGUUAAUAUCUCGCUAGCAGGCUUAACCUACAACAACAAGAAGGCACAACAGCCGCAAUACACAGUACAAUUACAGAGGUAUAACUAAUAUUCUCUAACAGCCGGCAGCGUCAUACACUUUACGAGCUGCUUGUACAAUUUUCAACCUUAUGUGUAAGGUUACGUAUAUUCGUUACGU